AUGCCAACACAGCAUUUGAUUGAGGAUGGUAGUUUGCCAAUCUUUUAUGCCAACAAACUUCAGUAUCUGAAUUUUGGCCGACCAGUCAUUGUACUUAAUGCCUAUGAGCUGUAUAUGUUUCACCUUGCCUACCAUCUCGUCAAUCCGAGUGUUCAGCGACACAACUGUAACUGGAGUAACAUAACUGACUCUCUGUACCCUGUACUGAUUGAUGAUUACCUGAAUUAUUUCUUGCCAUUGAAUAAAGACAGUCUCCCUAAGAUGCCCACAGUCCAAGCAGUUGUUCGUAGUCCAGUUGUCCACUCUCCAAUGGCAGGGAAGUCCUUUAACAUGCCCUCCUCUCCGCCUUCCCCACAGCGACCCAGUCUACUGAAGUCGAGCUUUGUGUCAGCCCAGAAGCAGCACGCCCAGACAGCAGCAGUGAUAACUCAAGGGGAGACAACUGAGACCUACCGAUCAGACACUCUCAUACAGGUGUUUACUGAGUUUUGGUUAACCAGAAUCCCAUCAGCAUUGACCGACAAUCAUUCUCUCAUACAGCCUCGGUAA
Molecule: messenger RNA, 549 nt
Organism: Saccostrea cuccullata (small rock oyster)
Lineage: Eukaryota; Metazoa; Mollusca; Bivalvia; Ostreida; Ostreidae
Product: sphingomyelin phosphodiesterase 4-like
Exons: 4
Biological process (GO): glycerophospholipid catabolic process; ceramide biosynthetic process; sphingomyelin catabolic process
Molecular function (GO): sphingomyelin phosphodiesterase D activity
Source: RefSeq, a predicted model, not a curated record